AUGGUCGCUACCAAGUUCCUUGUCGCCGCCGUCUCGGCUCUUGCCCUCGGUGUCCAGGCCUCCCCCAUCGAGGAGCGCCAGAACACCAACGCCGUUGACGCCUUCAGCAACAACUCGCCCCUCAACAACUACUACUCGUUCGACCAGAACUCGGGCACCGUUACCUCGAAGAACGGUGACUCGCAGAUCACCAAGAACGGCCCCGAGAACCUCAUCACCUCGGACGACAACAACCCGCUCAUCCAGAAGGGCAAGCGUGGCGUCGAGGACCCCGCCUACGACCCCUCCAACCCCCACGACCCCGCUGAGGACCCCACCAAGCGCGACAUCCUCCUCGAGGACGCCGCCAAGCGUGACGCCCUCGUCCAGGACAAGCGCACCUUCUUCCGUGGUCUCUCGGGCUACUACGGCUACAACGUCUACAACUGGGGCUACGGCCGCUACCUCUACGCCCCCAACCGCUGGGUCGGCAACUACUACGGCUUCUGGGGCUGGAACUACUGGGGCUCGUACUACAACAACUGGUGGCCCAACAGCUACUACGGCUACGGCGGCUGGUACUAA
Messenger RNA from Vanrija pseudolonga, 564 nucleotides. RefSeq lists its product as uncharacterized. The transcript has a single exon. The record is from RefSeq and is a predicted model, not a curated record. NCBI's taxonomy places the organism in Eukaryota, Fungi, Basidiomycota, Tremellomycetes, Trichosporonales, Trichosporonaceae. Bases 1 to 564 code for a protein of 187 amino acids.